Trichoplax adhaerens is the source of this 405-nucleotide messenger RNA. RefSeq lists its product as uncharacterized. Gene Ontology annotation, molecular function: protein binding. Bases 1 to 405 code for a protein of 134 amino acids. The transcript is spliced from 3 exons. Lineage: Eukaryota; Metazoa; Placozoa; Uniplacotomia; Trichoplacea; Trichoplacidae. The record is from RefSeq and is a predicted model, not a curated record.
AUGACAAUUUAUGAGGAAAAGCUUGUAAUCGAAGAUAUCUCGAGCGAUAUAUUCAGUUUACUCAUUGAAUAUAUUUAUAAAGCAGCCGUCAAUUUAAAUCCAAUUACGGCAUUAUAUCUAUAUUGUGCUGCCGAAAAAUAUCCAGUUUCUGGAUUAAUGGAAUAUUGCUUACAAUCUUUAAGUAAUGAAAAUUCUGUGGAAGAUUUGUUAAAGGCCUACGUCGAAUAUGAAAGUGUUAAAAGUUCUCUAUCAUCGAAACUAGAAGAUAGAUUUGAGAAGGCUUUAGUUGAUCAAUUGAGCUCAAAAUUUAGACUUGUUACCAAAAGCGAAUCGUUUCAGAAACUUGAUAAGGAUUUGUUAGUAUCUUUGGUUCGAAAAAUUGCUAAUCAAAUAAUUAUUACGUAA